GUUUGCUGCCUUAGUGUCGAAAUAGUCGUGGCUAUCAAAUUUUCGUAAACAAUAAGCAUCAAAAACGCCGCAGCUUUGUUUUUUUGUUUGUUUGUUUGUUUGUUUUUUUAUUUUAGAGUAGAAUUUUUAAAUUGAUUUUCUUCGAAAUUUUCCGUCAUGUUCCAUGAAAAUUUUCGCGUUCCAAUGUACGAGUAUUUUUUUGAAUACGAGUACGAGUACGAGUACGAGUAGGAGUAAAACAUUCGAUUAAGAGGGUAUUCGUUGAAAAUUCAUCAUGUUAAAAACGAGUAGCGCGUUACAUUUUCGACCUGCGAAAUACGUAAUCAUGGAGCUGGACGGCACGAUAAUAGAUACUCGAGCUUUGAUGAACGAUAUAGUCUCGGAAUAUCUGAAAAAAUUCAACAAAACCUUGAGUCCAGAAAUGGCAACUCAAAUAAUGGGUCGCAUAACGGAGGACUUGUACGACGUAUUGAAAGCCGAAUACAAAAUAAAUCACACCUAUCAAGAAUUCAAACGGCAAAUGACCACUCUUAAAGAAAAAUAUUUGCAAAAUGUCCAGCUGAUGGCGGGAGCUGAAAGUUUAGUGUCGUGGUUUUACGAGCGCGAUAUUCCAACCGCAUUAGUCACUAGUUGCACGGGAAAGGAAUUUGAAAAGAAAACCGUCAGUUGCGAAGAUUUGAUAAAGAAAUUUCAUCACGUUACCACUCGAGACGAUAUCGACCGAGGAAAACCAUACCCCGACAUAUUCAUCAUCUGCGCGUCGCAGUUCAUUCAGCCUCCGAAACCGCAAGAUGUUUUAGUUUUCGAAGGCACCGUUGCAGGAGCGGAAGCCGCCCGUUCGGCUGGAAUGCAAGUCGUACUGGUAGGACCAUGUUUCACCGAAGCAGAAAAACGAAAAGCAACUCAGGCUAUCGAUAAUUUGUGUCUGUUUGACGCCGACGAGUUCGGUUUAUCAUGAUGUACAUUGUACUCGGUAGUCGGUACCUAGCUACCUACUCGUAUACUUAUUCGUGAAUGGAUUACUCUCGCUGUAACACAAUUAUUUACAUGUACUUACCAUACCUAAAUUUCAUAACUUUUCAGAAAGCUCAGCUCGUAAAUCUGACCGACUGACGACAUCGGUUUGUUUGUAUUAAAGUACUUACAUCAUUA
Messenger RNA from Planococcus citri (citrus mealybug), 1152 nucleotides. Its product is annotated as probable pseudouridine-5'-phosphatase. Gene Ontology annotation, molecular function: phosphatase activity. Bases 275 to 958 code for a protein of 227 amino acids. The transcript is spliced from 4 exons. NCBI's taxonomy places the organism in Eukaryota, Metazoa, Arthropoda, Insecta, Hemiptera, Pseudococcidae. The record is from RefSeq and is a predicted model, not a curated record.